AUGGACGAUGAUGCUGAGAUUGCCCAACCAGCGGAUUCGAUUGAGGAUCCUCAGGUGACUCCUACGGUUUCGGGUGAUGCUGAUGUUGUUGAUUCGAGCGUCGAUGGUCAGGGCGUUGAUGGUGCUGCUACAGCUUCGCCUAUGGAGCUCGAUUCGUCGGUUACUGAUGGCGAUGGCGAUGACGGUGUUAGGGUUUCUGAGAGUGAGAGAUCGGAUCCCAUUGCCUGCAAAGGGAGUGUGGAAGAUGAUACGAGUGAAACUAAACCUAGGUUUCCAGAGAUUAAAAGCGAGGAUAUAAGUGAUACCCAGAUUGAGAGGUCUGAUGACAGUCCUGAGCUUAAGGAAGAUGACUCCGAUGAUGAUGAUGAUGAUCAUUCUGAUGAGCUUGGCUCCGAAGCUUUCGAGGAAGAAAAGCGAGGAGAUUUGGAGAGGCAUGCGGUUACGGAUUACAAAUCUCUCUUAUCCGAGUUCGAUGACUAUGUCGCGAGCGAGAAAAUGGGUUCUGGAGUUUCGAGGGCAUUGAGCUACGGGCUUGAAGUCGGCGAUUUGGUCUGGGGAAAGGUAAAGUCUCAUCCUUGGUGGCCUGGUCAUAUAUUCAAUGAAGCUUUUGCGUCUCCCUCUGUUCGUCGCAUGAGGAGGAUGGACCAUGUUCUUGUCGCGUUCUUCGGAGAUAGCAGCUACGGGUGGUUCGAUCCUGCUGAGCUUAUUCCCUUUGAACCCAACUUAGCAGAGAAAUCGCAGCAGACUGUUUCCAAGCACUUUGUGAGAGCUGUGGAGGAAGCCAUGGAUGAGGCUAGUAGAAGGUCAGCUCUUGGGUUGACUUGUAAAUGCCGGAAUCCUUAUAACUUUAGGCCUACUAAUGUUCAAGAUUACUUCGCUGUUGAUGUGCCGGACUACGAGCUUCAGGCCGUUUACUCUGCUGAGCAGAUUCAGAAAUCCAGGGAUAAGUUUUCACCUGUUGACACUCUCUCGUUUGUGAAGCAAGUGGCUUUAGCACCUCAAGAGUGUGAUUCAGAGAGUUUAAAGUUUUUGAAGAAGAGAGCAGUGGUUUCUGCUUUCCGCAAGGCGGUGUUCGAGGAGUUUGAUGAAACGUAUGCACAGGCCUUUGGCACGAAAUCUUCGCGCACUUCAGUGAGUUCGCAUGAGCCUCAUAACAGAGCACCCCCUCGAGCUCCCUUGAGUGGCCCACUGGUCAUAGCAGAAACUCUAGGUGACUUGAAGAGCUCUAAAACACCCACAAAGGUUAAGGAUUCAAAAAAACAAGACAAGUAUCUUCUCAAACGAAGAGAUGAAGCUGAAGAGAAGACUGUUCCAUUUGGCCAAGUUGAAGCAAGUUCAAGCACGGGCUUUCCUGGGUCUUCGGAUGGAGAUAUUAUGGUACAGAGAAGAGCUCCAACGCUUCAAAGUCCAAUCAAAGAUGAGCAGUCUGGGAUUGUGAAUAUGGAUUUUACCUCUUCAAGUGCAGCUAUUCCUCCUGGUAAAGAAAGUUCUGUUUCAAAGCUGUCUCUUGAUGAAGAAAAAGGUUUAGCUGAAGAAUCAAAGGAGAAGUUGGAAGAAAAGACUGUUGUAUCUCCAGAUCAUGUGAAAUCUGAAGCCAUGGAGAGUCUUAAACAAGAGGCCGGACCAGAUUCCGGAUCAGCUGGAAACUCUCUCCAGCCCCUGCUUGAGUCUCCUCGAGGUUCUCACACAUCAGCAUCUGAGGGGAAAAGUUCCACAGGGUCUGUAAUCAAGAAAGUCAAAGUUACUAAACGAUCUUCAAGCGAAAUGGGCUCUGAGAAUGCUCCUUCAGAGCCGGUAAAGAAAAAGAAAAAGAAGAAAGAGCCAAACUCUGAUCAUCCAGAAAAGAGAAAGGUUUUAUCUUCUGGGGAAGCUGGAGCCAAGAAAUUGUCCCAGCUUGGUUCAGCACAUUUAAAUUCCUAUAUGGAAGUUGAUGUGCCGCAGGUGUUGGGUCAUCUGCAAGAUCUCUCUCUUGACCCUUUCUUUGGUUCAUCAGUUGCUUCUUUUGGUGCUGCUAGGAAAUUUUUUCUCCGUUUCCGUUCACUAAAUUACCAGAAAAGCUUGGCUGUAUCUUCAUCUGAUGCUACAGCCGAAAACGCCAGGGACACAACAAAACCCUCAAAACUCAUCAAGACCGUGAACAGAACCGCAGACCCAUCAAAAGCUGGAAGAAAACGCCUCUCUUCUGAUCGUCAAGACGAGAUCCCAUCCGCUAAGAAGCUGAAGAAAACUAGUCAGCUGAAACCAUUGGCUUCCGAGAAGAAGAUAAGACGAGAAGCAAAGGAUAGUAGUAUAAAACCAGUAAGAGAGCAAAGCGGUGCGGUUCAAGCAAAACCAGCAAAAUCUCAAACCGGGAAGAAAACUGCUCCAUCAGUGAAGGUGGUUGAGCCCACAAUGCUGGUCAUGAAGUUUCCACCUGGCACAUCUCUGCCUUCAGCUGCAUUGCUUAAGGCGAGGUUUGGUCGGUUCGGGCUGUUGGAUCAAUCCGCCAUCAGGGUUUUCUGGAAAUCCUCGACCUGCCGUGUUGUCUUUCUGUAUAAAGCCGAUGCGCAGACUGCUUUUCGAUACGCAACAGGAAACAGCUCCCUCUUUGGAAACGUGAACGUGAGGUACUUUCUCCGAGACGUGGAUGCUCCAAAAGCCGAGCCUCAUGAAGCAGAAAACGCAAAGGAAGAUGAUGAACCACAGAGCCAAUGGGUAGACCAAGCACCGCCACUUCACCAACCAAUCUUACCACCACCAAACAUCAACCUCAAAUCCUGCUUGAAGAAACCGAGCGAUGACCCGAGCAAUAGUAGCAACAACGGAAAUGGUAACCGCGCAAGAGUCAAAUUCAUGUUAGUAGGUGAAGAAAACUCGAGUAAAGCAACCACCGAGCCACAGUUCGCAACGACCUCGAAUAGAAACAGUGGACCUUCAUCAUCAUCAUCAUCUGUUGGAAUGGAAUUUGUUAGUAAGAAGUUUCAAAACUCUGUUCAUCAGCAACAGCUUCCUCCUUCAACACUGCCUCCAAUUCUUCCUCUCCCUCCACAAUACUCAAAACCCAUUAAAACAGUGGACCAUGUGGAACCACCGAUGCCACCACCGCCAAGAAAUUUCCGUGGCCCGAGCCCAGCGGUUGUUUCAGGAGAUAUCUCUCACCAGAUGCUCAACCUAUUGUCAAAAUGCAACGAUGUUGUGGCUAACGUCACGGGCUUGUUGGGCUACGUUCCUUACCAUCCCUUGUGA
Thlaspi arvense is the source of this 3225-nucleotide messenger RNA. NCBI's taxonomy places the organism in Eukaryota, Viridiplantae, Streptophyta, Magnoliopsida, Brassicales, Brassicaceae. The record is from the annotation of a GenBank genome assembly.